ACAUUAAUAAAUGAAAUAAAAUUCGAUCCAAUAUUAAAUAAAGAUACUGCAUCUUCCGUUGAUAUUCCUAUACAAUUCUCUUUCAGUAAUAAAGAGGAUGAAUCCUAUAGUAUUAAUAUUUUAGCUUAUGAAGGAUCAAAUUCCAAUAUAGAGGAGUCCAUUACUAAUAGUUAUAAGAAACCUAAAAAACAAAAAUUAGAAAGGCGUGGUAGAUCUAAAAA
Molecule: messenger RNA, 221 nt
Organism: Scutellospora calospora
Lineage: Eukaryota; Fungi; Glomeromycota; Glomeromycetes; Diversisporales; Gigasporaceae
Source: the annotation of a GenBank genome assembly